AUGGCGAUCCCCACAUCGAAAGACGAAGACCUCCUCGACGAUGAGCAAGCCCCUGCUGUCGCUGCUGCGCAAGACCAAGAGCUUGUGGCAGGUAGUGAUGCAGGAACGGUUGCUCCGAGCAAGAAGAAGAAGAAGAAGAAGAAGAAAAAGAAGUCUCCGCAGCAAAACAACCAGCUCGCGCAAGUCCAGGUCUACGAGACGAUCAAGGACCUGGACACCUUCAAGGUCACCGAGGACAGCGUUUCUGGUCGAUGUGUGAUUGCCUCCAGGGACCUCAAGGCGGGGGAAUUGGUCCUGCGCGAACCUCCGUUCGUCAAGGUUGUGCGUCGCGACUGUGCUUCCCGGCAGUGUGCCUACUGCUGUCAGCAAGUCACCGAGCGGGGAAAGAUCGAAGCAGACGUGCCGUUCGCGGUCUACUGCAGUCGCGCAUGCCAGGCCCGGGAGGACGCCCUUCGCGCGGCAGAAGCUAGCGCUCUCGGCAAGCUUGCCGGUAUCAGCGCCGCGAGGGACGUGGACAUUGACCUACUCCGAAUGCUCCUUCGGCUGCUGAUCACGAGGGCGAAAGCGCUUGGUCUGCGUGAACCGAGUGGCGACAGCGAUAGCGUUAGCCGAGGCGUAGACGAGGAAGGCGAGGAUGGCACGAUGGGGGAGGGCUUGUUCCUGCGUCAACAGUGGGAAAACCUGUACGCUCUCAUGCACCACCGGGAGGCCAUGGCUCCGGAUUGGAUCUCAGUCGUACGGGAAGCGGGGGAGGAUUUGCUGCAACUUUUGCCGGAGUGGGUCCGCUUCGACGUGGAGGAAGUGGUGCAGCUGGCCUGCCGAGUCAACGUGAACGCCCACGGCUUGAGGGACGACUCGGGCGCGAAUCUCGUGAUCGGCGUGGGGAUGUUCCCGCUGACGGCCAUGAUUAAUCAUGCGUGCAGGCCUAACUGCACGUUCGUGUACUUCGGUGGAAAUCUGGAGGUCCGCACGCUGGAGCCGGUGUCUGCCGGGGCAGAGCUAAGCGUGUACUACAUCGACCUGCUUCAAAGCACCGCCGCGAGACGGCAAGAGCUUCUCACGUCGAAGCACUUCCUGUGCAAAUGCUCCAGGUGCGAGAAUCCCUCGAGUAUGGACGACUACCUCGAUGGAGUGUGUUGCACCGACUGCGGAGAGAGGGGCUGCCUCACGCCCACCCCCCCGCCAAGCGCGGAAGACAUCCUGGCGGCCCAAUUGGCACAACUCGGCGAGGGCUUGGCCGACGAGUCCGCGGCUAACGGGAGCGGGAUGCCGCUAUGGCGGUCGUUAGAGCGAAAAGUUUUUCUUUGGCCAGAAAGUCUCUUGAAAAGUGGCUCCAGGACUACGAUGCAGGAGGCCACCGAGCUUGGUGCUGCCGCGAGAGUCAGCAAGCACGAUAUAGGGAAAAAAACAGUCGCGACAACCAUGUACGAACAGCUUUCGGCAGUCUUAUCCUCUUCUCCGCGCGGCACCAGGCACUUGCGACGGGCUGUGUCGGCUAUGGAGGCGGUGUACCCGGCCAAUUUCCCCGAGCUCGGAGACUUUCACGCCGCACUGGCAGACGCGAACGACGCCUUGCUACAGAAACGCGGCCAAACCUUGCCCAAGAAGUCGAGGAGCCAGGCGGUUAGCGAACGAAAGCAGGCGCUGGAGAGAGCGGCGACGAUUAGAUCGGUCUGUUUGGGAAAAGACCACCCAGCCACGAGAGAAGCAGCUAGAGCGUUGGAUCGAGUCACCGGGUGACGGUAUGACGCGCACUCGUGAUGGUGACUACAGUUGUUGGGUGGAGAGCAACCACGACCUUGACAUACAACCUGGUACGGGAGUAAUGCACAACGCUCAGAGGGAGAGACUUGACAAAAGUGCAGCAUGACGAAAGUGCGGCAUGAUGUACUUGUUGCUUGUUCCUUCCUUUUGGUGCCUCAUGGAGUUGGCCAGACUUCGGCGAUAGCGUUAUGGUUCUGUGGGGUCGUCGGGUUGCGCGUAGCACUUCUCUGAUUGGUUGGCGAAUUUUCCGUCGUAGAUGAGGUUCUUCGUGUUCGCUGAUUGGUUGGACUAUUCACCGUCGUAGAUGGGGUGCUUCGUGCUCGCUGAUUGCUCGGAAUUUUCACGAUCGUAGAUGAGGUGCUUCGUGCGCGCUGAUUGGUAGGAGUAACUCCGUCGUAGAUGAGGUGCUUCCUUCGCGCCGGUGCGGGCCGAAACGGCCAGAACAACGGCGUCGGCGACGGCCAUUGCUUUGCUUCUCUCGCG
Messenger RNA from Ectocarpus siliculosus, 2247 nucleotides. The record is from the annotation of a GenBank genome assembly. NCBI's taxonomy places the organism in Eukaryota, Phaeophyceae, Ectocarpales, Ectocarpaceae.